AUAUAUUAUGUGUGCAGAGAAUUGUUAUAAUUAUGUAUAGGUGAGAUGAGAGGGAAGGAGGAGAGAGAAAAUAUGAGAAGUGAUGAUGGGUACCUUCCUCUGUUUGAGACAAGGAGAGAGAGAGUAAGGGUGAUGGCAUACAGGGUGUUUGCAACAACAGUGUUUGUGGGAAUAGCUUUGAUUUGGGUAUACAGAGGGAGUCACAUACCAGGAGCAGGGGAGGAUGGGAGGUUGGGUUGGAUUGGGAUGUUUGGUGCUGAGCUCUGGUUCGGUCUCUAUUGGGUCCUCACUCAAUCACUUCGGUGGAACCGAACCUUUCGUUUCACCUUCAAGGACAGGCUCUCAAAGAGGUACGAGAAUGAAUUGCCAAAAGUAGAUAUAUUCGUGUGCACCGCAGACCCAUCAAUAGAGCCGCCGAUGAUGGUGAUCAACACAGUCUUGUCAGUGAUGGCUUACGAUUACCCACCGGAGAAGAUGAGUGUGUAUCUCUCCGACGACGGUGGGUCAGAUCUGACAUACUAUGCUCUCUUGGAAGCCUCUUUUUUCUCUAAGCAUUGGAUUCCUUAUUGCAAGAAAUUCAAGGUGGAGCCUCGGUCUCCGGCGGCUUAUUUUCUCUCCCAUCAUCAUCAUCAGUCUGAUGAGUCUCAAGACUUGGCCUCUAUCAAGAAAUUAUAUGAAGACAUGGAGGACCGGAUAACCAAUGCAGUCAAGCUUGAACGAAUCCCAGAAAAUAUCCGCUUAAAACAUAAAGGAUUUUCUCAAUGGAAUUCAUUUUCAUCUCGAAAAGACCAUGACACCAUCAUCCAAAUACUAAUUGGUGGGAGAGACAUGGCAGCCAAGGAUGUAGAAGGGUGUACAUUGCCAACUUUGGUAUACUUGGCCAGGGAGAAAAGACCACAACAUCCCCAUAACUUCAAAGCUGGAGCCAUGAAUGCAUUGAUAAGGGUGUCAUCAGAAAUUAGCAAGGGGCAAAUAAUUCUAAAUGUGGAUUGCGACAUGUACUCAAACAAUUCACAUUCAGUGAGAGAUGCACUUUGCUUCUUCAUGGAUGAAGAAAAGGGCCAUGAAAUUGCCUUUGUCCAGUUUCCACAGAACUUUGACAAUGUUACAAAGAAUGAAAUAUACGCUAGUUCAUUCAGAGUAAUGAGUGACGUGGAGUUCCCCGGUUUGGAUGGUCAUGGCGGUCCUUUGUAUAUUGGAACUGGCUGCUUUCACAGGAGGGAUAUCCUAUGUGGUGCUAAGUUCAGCAAGGAAAGUAGGAUUCAAUGGAGGAGAGAGAAUGUUGGAAAUGUAGAAGAAAGUGUAGGUGAAUUGGAAGAAAGAGUGAAAGGUCUUGCAAGCUGUGGAUUUGAAGAUAACACGCAAUGGGGAAGGGAGAUGGGAUUGAAAUAUGGUUGUCCAGUGGAAGAUGUGAUAACAGGGUUAUCAAUUCAAUGCAAGGGAUGGAAAUCAAUAUUUUACAAUCCAGCAAGAAAGGGCUUCUUGGGUGUUGCCCCAACCUCACUGGAUCAAACCCUUGUGCAGCACAAGAGAUGGUCUGAAGGUGAUCUUCAAAUUUUGCUCUCCAAGUACAGUCCUGCAUGGUAUGGACUUGGAAAGCUUAGCCCUUGUCUUCAAAUGGGGUACAUUACCUAUUGUCUUUGGGCUCCAAAUUGCUUUGCAACAUUGUAUUACUCUUUUGUCCCUUCUCUUUACCUCCUCAGAGGUAUACCCUUGUUUCCGCAGGUCUCAAACCCUUGGUUUAUUCCAUUCGCAUAUGUAAUAAUCGCCCAGUACACACACAGCCUAGUCGAGUUCUUGCAGUGCAGUGGCACAGUCCUAGGUUGGUGGAACAACCAACGCAUUUGGCUCUACAAGAGAACAACCUCCUACCUCUUCGCCUUCCUUGACACCAUGUUGUUGCUAGCCGGGUUUUCAGAGACAACAUUCAUAGUCACAAACAAGGUGUCAGACCCUGACGUGUCACAAAGAUAUGAGCAAGAGUUGAUGGAGUUUGGCAGUGCUGCACCCAUGUUUUCCAUACUUGCAACGCUCGCAAUGCUUAAUUUGAUAAUUUUUGUUGUUUCGGUGGUGAAGAGAUCGGUGUUUGGGAUUAUGGAUAUGCAGAUUGUUUUGUGUGGUGUUCUGGUUUUGAUCAAUUUGCCAGUGUACAAAGCUCUGUUCUUGAGGAAGGACAAGGGUAAGUUGCCGAGCUCAGUUGCAGCUAAAUCUGUGUUGUUAGGUUUGUUUGUUUGUACUUGUUUUGUGUUCUUGUUUUAGAUUUGGUUUGGAGUUUCAUAUGUAUUACUUUGUGAUUUUCGUUGAACUCAACAAUAAUAAGUUCAAGCAAGUGUCAGAAUCUCGUGGCGUAGCUAGAAAUUUUGUUCACUGAGUCAUUCAACAAACUUUCAUCUGAUGUAUCAAAAUUAACCUUAAUGAACAUUGUAGUAUCAUCUAUUUUAAGCAAA
Camellia sinensis is the source of this 2447-nucleotide messenger RNA. Its product is annotated as cellulose synthase-like protein E1. The record is from RefSeq and is a predicted model, not a curated record. Gene Ontology annotation, biological process: cellulose biosynthetic process. Gene Ontology annotation, molecular function: cellulose synthase (UDP-forming) activity. Lineage: Eukaryota; Viridiplantae; Streptophyta; Magnoliopsida; Ericales; Theaceae. Gene Ontology annotation, cellular component: membrane.